Molecule: messenger RNA, 540 nt
Organism: Acanthosepion pharaonis
Lineage: Eukaryota; Metazoa; Mollusca; Cephalopoda; Sepiida; Sepiidae
Source: the annotation of a GenBank genome assembly
AUGUUUCUCCUUCAUUCUCAUUUUUUUUUUGUUAUAAAUUCAUUCUUUCACAUACCUAAACCAGUGCCCCCGUCAGUUUCUCUGUCUUUCGGACGUUGCUUCUGUUUUGCCUCCACCAAAGUGAAAGUUCAACUUUUAUCUUCUAUUUUCUUUUAUCCUCUCGAUAUUCUUGUUUCUCUUUUUCUUCUCUCAUUCUUUUUUCUUCUUCUCUCUAUAUCCUUCUUUUGCCUUUAUUAUUCUUUUCUUUCUUCUGAUUUCUCUUUUUCUACCCACCUCUCUCUAUAUUCUUUUUCUCUCGCUUUCUUCGCCUCUUUUUCGUCUAUCUCUUUUAUUUACUAUUUCUUUGUUUCCCUUUUUUCGCUUCUACUUAUUUUGUAUGUAUCUCUUCUUUUUCUUCUCCUUGCUUUUUUCUUCUUGACAAUCUUUUCUUACAUACUUUUACUCUUCUUUUUUUUAAUUUUCUUCUUUUUUUCUUCUAUCCCUUUAUUAUUUUUUUCUUUUUUCUUUUUCUUUUAUCCUUUUUUUGUUCUUUUCUCUUAA